Messenger RNA from Sinocyclocheilus grahami, 3292 nucleotides. RefSeq names its product peroxisome proliferator-activated receptor alpha b (gene pparab). Gene Ontology annotation, biological process: positive regulation of transcription by RNA polymerase II; negative regulation of inflammatory response; hormone-mediated signaling pathway. Gene Ontology annotation, molecular function: zinc ion binding; nuclear receptor activity; RNA polymerase II cis-regulatory region sequence-specific DNA binding. Gene Ontology annotation, cellular component: nucleus. The record is from RefSeq and is a predicted model, not a curated record. Lineage: Eukaryota; Metazoa; Chordata; Actinopteri; Cypriniformes; Cyprinidae. The coding region runs from base 82 to 1473 and encodes 463 amino acids. The transcript has 7 exons.
GAUUGUUAAUAUCUGCAUGUGGCUGCUCUCCUCUGCUUCACAGGCCGAUGUGUGAUUGGUGUUCUGCCACUGUCCUCCAGCAUGGUAGACAUGGAGAAGCACUACAGCCCCCCGUCGCCGCUGGACGACUCCGUGCUGGACAAUCCUCUGUGCCGGGACUUCAUCGGGGGAAUGGAAGACCUUCAGGACAUCUCUCAGUCCAUCGAAGAGGACGCUCUCAGCAGCUUCGAGGUGACCGAGAACCAGUCUUCGGGUCUGGGCUCCGGAUCGGAGAGCUCCACUGCAUUAGAUGCACUGACUCCCGCAUCCAGCCCUGCGUCAGGUGUGGCGGGACAGGACGAGUUCACCUGCACCUCUCUGAACCUGGAGUGCCGCGUGUGUUCGGACCGCGCGUCAGGAUACCACUACGGGGUUCACGCGUGUGAGGGCUGCAAGGGUUUCUUCCGCCGGACCAUUCGCCUCAAGCUGGAGUACGAUAAAUGUGAACGACGCUGUAAGAUCCAAAAGAAGAACCGAAACAAGUGCCAAUACUGUCGCUUUCAGAAGUGCCUGUCGGUGGGCAUGUCCCACAAUGCCAUCCGCUUUGGGCGAAUGCCACAGUCGGAGAAGCUGAGGUUGAAGGCGGAGAUCCUAACGGGGGAACGAGAGGUCGAGGACCCGCAACUGGCCGAUCAGAAAACCCUGGCCAAGCAGAUCUACGAGGCCUACCUGAAGAACUUCAACAUGAACAAAUCCAAAGCAAGGACCAUCCUGACGGGCAAGGCAAGCACGCCGCCUUUUGUCAUCCACGACAUGGAGACGCUGCAGUUGGCCGAACAGACUCUUGUGGCCAAGAUGGUGAGCUCUUCUGGGGCUCUGCUGAAUAAAGACGCAGAAGUGCGAAUAUUCCACUGCUGUCAGUGCACUUCGGUCGAGACGGUGACCGAACUGACUGAAUUCGCCAAGUCCGUGCCAGGCUUCUCAAACCUGGAUUUAAAUGACCAGGUGACAUUAUUAAAGUACGGCGUCCAUGAGGCGCUCUUCGCCAUGUUGGCAUCAUGCAUGAAUAAAGACGGUCUGCUGGUCGCGUACGGCAGCGGCUUCAUCACCAGAGAGUUCCUGAAGAGCUUGCGACGGCCGUUCAGUGAAAUGAUGGAGCCCAAGUUUCAGUUUGCAAUGAAGUUUAACUCCCUCGAACUGGACGAUAGUGACCUCGCACUGUUUGUUGCUGCCAUCAUCUGCUGUGGAGAUCGGCCUGGCCUGGUGAACGUCCCGCACAUCGAGCGAAUGCAGGAGAGCAUCGUAAACGUGCUUCAUCUGCACCUCAAGAGCAACCAUCCCGACAACGGAUUCCUCUUCCCUAAACUCCUGCAGAAACUAGUGGACCUGCGGCAGCUGGUGACGGAGCACGCUCAGUUAGUGCAGGAAAUCAAAAAGACAGAAGACACUUCGCUGCAUCCCUUACUGCAGGAGAUUUACAGAGACAUGUACUGAGCCGCCUUUGGCUCAUUCUUCUGGUUGAUUUCUAGAAGACGACAUGCUCGGAGAGGGCCGUUUCUCUCAGGGGCCCUCAAAACAAGUCCCCUCCACAGCUACACUGUGAUCUUUUAUUAAGGGGCAUCAUGUGAACCACAAUUUUUGGGAUUUCUGGAUGAAAACGCCAGGAACAUCAGGGCUCUUCAUUACCGUUGAGUUAAACAAUGCUUUCUGCGGUUAUUGGUUUAAAGAGAACAAAACAAGACAAUGCCAAUUAAAAUGCAUCCUGUGGUUUUAGGAUUUUUGGAUAUUUUAUAAAUGCUUACUGGUCCCUUGGGCCAGAAACUGUGAAUAGAAACCCUAAAAUCCAACUUAUUCAUACAGCAAUAUGAAUUUUUAAUAUUGACAUGGUAACUUUUGAUAGUGUACGCUUUAAACACGCAGUUUUCACCCAAGUGACUUCCACGUAGAUCUGCCAUAACUAGUGAAACUGACCGUUUUGCAAAGCUACAGGGAUUUUGCCUCAUGGUUAACGUUGUUAUGAACACAGAAUUAUUUUUUUCCCCCCCAUGUUAACCUGGGAAAACAAAUACGACACAGAAUUCUUCAUCUUAAUUCAGUCAUAUUUCAACAUUUGCGAAUGUUUAAGUGGUUACUUUUUCCCGUUAUAGUGAAAAACAUUCAUUAUUUAUAGUUUUAUCGGCUCACUCCCAGUAUUACGGUCUCAGUCCGUAACUGCAGUUUUCGAGUUAUAAAAUGCAGUGCUCAAAUACAAAGCAGAUCAAUACCUCAGGACCGAUGCCUUCUGACAGAGCACAAGUGCUCUAGGUUGUGUGGUUUUACAGUAAUCUACUGUUUAAAGGGCUAAAGGAGUGAGGAAACGACAAGUGAGGACUGUUACAGCAUGUAUACCGCAAGCAUGACACUGCACAAAAAAUAUUGCACGAAUUGCAAUUUUGCAAUGUUGGCUUUUUUGAAGCAACAUUCAGUAUUUGAGCGAACCACACUCCUGUUGUUUGAACACAGGUGUCUGUUGGGCUUGAUGCAAGUUAAACACAGAUCUGUACUGAAUCUUGAGGUUUGAGCUUCAUUCUGUGUAGAGUUUGCAUGCUCUUCCUCAUGUAAAUUUGGUUUAAUGACAAUAAGAGUUCUCAGAGAGCCCGUUUCUGAUAACCAUUUUAUAAUAUAUAGCCAUUUUUAAAGGACACAUUCAGUGCAGUGACCCAGAAAGCCUUGCUUGCUUUAAUUUCCUUCCUGUCUGAAGGAAAAGUUUCACACCGUUUGUCUGUCUGUCCCUCCAGUAGUCUGUCACUCUUCUCCGUUCUUGACGUUUUCUCAGAACCACAGUGCCUAGUCUCGACGUCGUGGUGAAAAACAUCUCAUUGUUUUUUACUUCCCUAUAUAAACCAGGAACAGAAGCUAAUGAAAAAAUGUCUGUCAUACCGCCUUUUGUAAACAUAAACUCUAUGUGCAGUUAUCUACGUUAAAAGGUUGUUGCGUAAGGGUCCGUUCACACAGAACGCAUUUUUUGCAUUAUACUGUGACGCUUUUCCAUUAUUUUUCUAUGUAAACAUGCGCUAGACAGACAUGUUUGACCACUGCACUCGCAUGUUUUACGGUGACUCUCAUGAGACUGCACUCAACACAAAAACAUACUCUGUGAACCGGCCCUAAGAGUGUAAUAGUACAUAAAGGGGCAUUUGAUGGAUUAGAUUGUGUAAGAUUAAUUUUGAGAUUGUGUAAAGAGCCAUUCGAAAAUUAAGCUAAAAAUUGGAUUCCUAGAAAUAUUAUGGAGCCUCUAAAGGGACAUGGCGAUCCUAAAUAACAAGGGAUAGGA